ACUGACAGCAGAAGGUGUCGAUGUUGAAGACGACGCAGAGGAUAUAUCAGGCAGAAGCAGAAACUUGUGACUCGUCUUUGGUUUUCCUCACGCUGGCUGAGUGACAUUUAGAUUAUGAAGGAACACGUCUGUCAUAAUCUCUAACCUGGAAGCUUAUCAGUGCCAUUGAAAAAGCUUUAGCUGGUGUUUUUGUCUUUAUCUGUGACGUCUGUGCCGGUCUUUCCUCAGGGCUGUUAUUGUGGCCCGACACACGAUCAGCGAUGAAUAAUUAACCCAGAGAUCAGCUUCAGUGAAAGUUUAUUCAGAUCUCACUCUGAUCUCUCUGUCUCUCGCUUGUGAGCGUCUCAGUUUGAUUGUGACGUAACUGGGGGAGAAGUUAGUGAGCCCAGCGCCUGUAAUCUGGGAUCUCCUUACAGCAGGAAACAGAGAAAGCUUACAACACUUUCAUGGCUAUGAAAGCACAGUCUCAUUUUUCUCUUCUCAAAAGAUAUUGAAAUCAGUGUGGAUUGUUUCAUCAUUUACUGCGGUUUCCAGCUUUGGAAUAUGGUCUCAGUGUAGCCGUAUGUCAUGGCCUGCAGUGUUGCUAAAGCAGGUCCUGCUAAUGGCUUCCCUAUGAAAGCGCAGCUGCAGAUCAUGGUGAUCUCGGCCAAACUCAAGGACAACAAGAAGAACUGGUUCGGCCCGAGUCCGUAUGUGGAGGUGUGUGUGGACGGCCAGUCCAAGAAGACGGAGAAAUGCAACAACACACACUCGCCCAAGUGGAAGCAGUCGCUCACUGUGAUUGUGACUCCGUUCAGCAAGCUGAUCUUCCGUGUUUGGAGUCACCAGACACUGAAAUCGGACGUUCUGCUGGGUGUGGCAACCCUCGACGUCAGCGAGACGCUCAAAUCACAUGACAUGAAGAUCUGUGAGGUGGUGCAGACGCUGCAGCUGUGCACAGACAGAGAUCAGUCUGAUAACAUCGGCGAUCUGUCCGUGUGUUUAGACGGUCUGCAGGUGGAUCCUGAAAUGUUCCAGUCGACCGAGGCCAACAACCAGAAUACUUUAAAUGGAGAAUCUGAGCUUAAUGACGACUCAAACAGAAGAAGCAGAGAUCCGUCUCCAUCGGUUGCAGACGGUCAGGAGCAGCCGGCGGCUCCUAAUGGCCGUGUGAACGGCAUGGACUCUCCUUCAGCGUCAUCCAGAGGGUCGCGACCCCAGAGACCCCCGCGACCCUCGCGACCUCCGCCGCCAACCCCUCGCAGACCCACGUCCUCCCCAGCUUCUUCCACUAGCUCAUUUCCUGAUGGCAGCGAUUCAUCCCAUUCAGACACUCCGGUUCGGAAUCCCACUGGAGGCGGAGCCCCAGACUCUAGCCCCGCCCCCACAGUGGAUCAGCCUGGUAGGACGUCCCUCAGCGUAGUCCCCGCCCCCAGCAGGAUUCCCAGCAUGGCCAACCCUGCACCGCUCCCGUCUGGUUGGGAGCAGCGUGUCGAUCAGAACGGCCGUUUGUAUUAUGUUGACCAUGUGGAAAAGAGGACGACGUGGGAGAGACCGGAGCCUCUGCCGACGGGAUGGGAGCGGCGUGUGGACCCGAUGGGCCGGGUGUAUUUUGUGGACCACUUUAGCAGAACCACCACGUGGCAGCGGCCCACGAUGGAGACGGUGCGAAACUACGAGCAGUGGCAGCAUCAGCGCAGUCAGCUGCAGGGAGCCAUGCAGCAGUUCAACCAAAGAUUCAUCAUUGGGCUGCAGGAUCAGGCUUCAGCCACCCAGAAUAAGGAAUUUGACCCGCUGGGACCUCUGCCACACGGAUGGGAGAAGAGAACGGACAGUACUGGCAGAGUUUACUUUGUUCAUCACACGACCAGAACGACGCAGUGGGAGGAUCCGCGCACACAAGGUUUGCUAAAUGAGAAGCCACUGCCGGAAGGUUGGGAGAUGAGGUUUACUGUCGAUGGCAUCCCUUACUUCGUCGAUCACAACCGGAGAGCCACCACUUACAUCGACCCACGGACUGGAAAAUCCUCUCUUGAGAAUGGCCCUCAAAUCACAUACGUACGAGACUUCAAAGCCAAAGUUCAGUACUUCAGAUUCUGGUGUCAGCAAUUAGCAAUGCCACAGCACAUAAAGAUCACCGUCACCCGCAAAACUCUGUUUGAAGACUCGUUCCAGCAGAUCAUGAGUUUCAGCGCUCAGGAUCUCCGGCGCAGGCUGUGGAUCAUCUUCCCCGGGGAGGAGGGGCUUGACUAUGGAGGCGUGGCCAGGGAAUGGUUCUUCCUGUUAUCUCACGAGGUGUUGAACCCCAUGUACUGCCUGUUUGAAUACGCUGGCAAAGACAACUACUGCCUUCAGAUAAACCCCGCCUCCUACAUCAACCCCGACCACCUCAAAUACUUCCGCUUCAUUGGACGCUUCAUCGCCAUGGCCUUGUUUCAUGGGAAAUUCAUCGAUACGGGCUUCUCGCUGCCAUUCUACAAGCGCAUCCUGAACAAGCCCUUGGCUCUGAAAGACCUGGAAUCCAUCGACCCGGAGUUUUACAACUCGCUCAUCUGGAUCAAGGAUAAUAACAUCGAGGAGUGCGGGCUGGAGAUGUUUUUCUCAGUGGAUAAGGAGAUCCUGGGUGAGGUGUCGACUCACGAGCUGAAGCCGGACGGCGGGAACAUCCAGGUCACAGAGGAGAACAAAGAGGAGUACAUCAGGCUGGUGGCGGAGUGGCGUCUGUCUCGUGGUGUCGAGGAACAGACUCAAGCCUUCUUUGAAGGAUUUAAUGAAGUUCUUCCGCAGCAGUACCUGCAGUAUUUCGAUGCCAAAGAGCUGGAGGUGAUGUUGUGUGGAAUGCAAGAAAUAGAUCUGAAUGACUGGCAGAGAAGCACCAUUUACAGACAUUACACCUCCACCAGUAAACAGAUCCUGUGGUUCUGGCAGUUUAUUAAAGAGAUGGACAAUGAGAAGCGCAUGAGACUGUUGCAGUUCGUCACCGGCACCUGCCGUCUGCCUGUCGGAGGCUUUGCAGACCUGAUGGGGAGUAAUGGACCGCAGAAGUUCUGCAUCGAGAAGGUUGGGAAGGAGAACUGGCUUCCCCGCAGCCACACAUGUUUUAAUCGUCUGGAUCUGCCGCCGUACCGCAGUUACGAGCAGCUGAAGGAGAAACUGAUGUUUGCUAUUGAGGAGACGGAAGGAUUCGGACAGGAGUGACAUACACACUCACACACACACACACACACACACAAAAAGAGGACAUCCAGAUCUCAUGCACACUAGUUUUACUGAGAGGACAGACCGAUGAUCUGACACACAGGUGCGUUAUGGGAAAAUGAGGGUUUCUGCGCUCACCUGUCACUUGGUAUUAAUUUCUGUAUCCCCGUGAGACGAGGAGGCUUUAUGCAAGCGUGUCAGAAACGUGACGCUGACGUUUCUACAUGUGAUUAAUCCAGCGAGUGCUGUUCUGAACGACUCCAGAAGAAAGAGCAGACGCUCUGAAGAGCCCCAGAACGAUCGGAAUGAUUCACCAGAGCUCUGUGAAUGUUUGUUUUUAUGUUCACAAACCCUUCGAUGGGUCUCCUUGUGCCUUUUUUCCUCACUGUCAUCCAAACAAACUGAGUUAUUGACGUGUAGCACUCGACAGCAGCAGGAUCUUCAGGCGAGGACCUGAUGGCUUGUUGCACAACUGAUCAAAUUAUUAAUUCAGACUGUCAAGAAAUGGCCAGUUUCAUCCCAAAUUCAUUUAGAAAUUGUGUUUUGCACAAAUAUAAGGACAAUUAAGGUAUUUUGCAUUGCGACUUUAAAAUUAAAACACAUUCAUGACAAUUAAACACAUUUUUACAAAUUCUCAUUAUUAUAAUGUGGAAAAAAUGCUUUUCCAUGUUCUUGUAACUGUAAAGUGAAAAAAAAAACAGUAUAUAUAUAUGCUUUCAAUUGCAAGUAAACAUUGUGUUGUAGUGAAUUUAACUUGUGCUGAUCUAAACAAAAAAAUAAUAAACAUUUAACCAAACUAAUACAUUUAAUAAAUAAUUAAAUAACAACAGAUUUUUUUUUACAGAAAUGAAUUUUUCCACAUUAUGCUAAUGUCAAUUUAAAAAAAUGUAAAAUGUUUGACUUGCAUGAAAAUACUGUUGCAGUGCAAAUAAUUGUAACGUAAUGCUCUUUAUGCUCAGUAUAUUUGUUUUUAUAUAUAUAUAUAUAUAUUUAAAGAACGUUGAAAAACAAAUAUAUAAUAUAUUAAUACAAUAUUUAAAAAAAAAAAUAUAUAUAUAUAUAUAUAUAAUAUUUAUAUGAAUUUUGAGGUGAAACAUGGCUUGGACAUUUCUAAAAUGAUGCAAGAAAAGGUUUGCGUGAUUUCAGGACGUUCUUGUUCUUGGUCUCCGGUGUUUCUGAUUUCAUGCUCUGGUUCUCCAGCACAGAUUCACAUUACUAAAUGAUUUCUCUGAAAUGAACUGAAAUUGUGUGGUUUUCAGUCGCGGCGCUGGCCUUGAAUCCCUGAAGCGAUAAUGUGAGUUUAUUUGGGCCUAAAUUUGGUAGCGUGUAGUAUUUAUCACAGGUACCGCUCUAGUUCUAUAGAGCGGCUGCUUUAAACGCAGCUUUUUAAGUAUUCUGGAAGCUCUUGGGCUGUUCAGAUCAUAGUUUAUUUCAUGUUUCAUGAAUUAUUUGAAGUGAAUCUUGUCUAAACCACUGGAGGAGCCCAAAGCCCUGCUAUAAAGCGUACAUCUGUGGUUCAGCGCAUUGCAUUGUGGGUAAUAAUAUCAAGCCUCUUAUGGAUGACUGUUUUAGGGUGUCAGGGAGGAUCUUUUAGAUUUUCAGAAAAUAAAUCAACAUCAAAUAUUUAUUUAAACAGCUAUUUUUAUCCAAUUUACCCUGUUUGAAUGAGAAUUUAACCAGUGAAGUCCUCAGGAUGAUAGUUUAUAUGUGAUACGGCUCUCAUUUUGACUUUUGUUUUCUCCGACUGAUCCAUGUAAACCAAACUACUUUGACUCUGUAUAUGAACUGAAUCCUGUACAUGGUGUGAAUACUCUCCUCUGUCUUCAGAUUAAUCAGAUGAUUUUAGUAUUAAAGUAGAAGCGGCCGCUUUCACGGUCGUUUCAGAGUUUAUUUACUAGCGUUGAUUUGUAUGUAUAGUCAAAUGUGAAAAAAUGUUCAGCAGUUGAAUAAAUAAUUCUAUGGGAAAAUGUC
This is a messenger RNA of Onychostoma macrolepis, 5148 nucleotides long. It is a transcript of the gene itchb, whose product is annotated as itchy E3 ubiquitin protein ligase b. NCBI's taxonomy places the organism in Eukaryota, Metazoa, Chordata, Actinopteri, Cypriniformes, Cyprinidae. The transcript has 24 exons. Gene Ontology annotation, molecular function: protein binding; ubiquitin protein ligase activity. Gene Ontology annotation, biological process: protein K48-linked ubiquitination; protein K63-linked ubiquitination; ubiquitin-dependent protein catabolic process. The coding region runs from base 568 to 3177 and encodes 869 amino acids. The record is from RefSeq and is a predicted model, not a curated record.